Saccoglossus kowalevskii is the source of this 807-nucleotide messenger RNA. RefSeq lists its product as uncharacterized. The record is from RefSeq and is a predicted model, not a curated record. NCBI's taxonomy places the organism in Eukaryota, Metazoa, Hemichordata, Enteropneusta, Harrimaniidae.
AUGACGUCAUGGGUGGUUAUAAGGAUGCAAGAACUACAGGAAGAGACUAUACAGUUUCGUAGAAGUCUUGAGGAAUUAUCUACUGGUUGCUGUACAAGAGAAGGUGUUCUGGUCAUAGACAAUGACAUCAGCCAAAGUGAACUUAUCAACGACACAGUUUUAUUUUAUAACUCUUCGUACGAUGAUGGCGAGGCGCCUGUGAUGAAAUCCAACAAUAGUACUAAUGGAAUAUCUUCAGAUGAGGAAAUGAACAUUCUCGACGGGCCUGGAACUCUGUAUACUCGGUGGGGUAGAAAAACGUGUCCUUUAAGUGCUGAAUUGGUGUAUGACGGUGUCAUGGGCGGGGCAUAUUAUAGUCAUACUGGCGGCGGUGCAAACUAUCAGUGUCUGACAUUAAAUCCGAAAUGGGAUGAACCCAUGAGUGGCUACGAAGAUUACAGUGGAAAGAUGUAUGGAACUGAAUUUGAAACUAUACACUUUAAUCCUUUAUCUCACCUGCAAGACUAUGAAGCUGUAUGUGCCGUGUGUUUGGUUAAUUCUCGUAGCAGAGUACUAAUGAUUCCAGGUACCAAUGAAUGUCCAUCAGAAGAAUGGACCAGGGAAUACUACGGUUAUUUGAUGACACAAAGAUACGAACUUGAGCGCACCGAAUUCAUCUGUGUUGAUCGUAACGCUGAAGCACGGUAUGCGAGUGAAGAUAAUGAUCAGGGAGCUCUGUUACACCCUGUUGAAGGCAUUUGUGGAUCUCUACCUUGUGGUCCAUAUAUUGACGGAUAUGAACUUACAUGUGUCGUGUGUACAAUAUAA